This is a messenger RNA of Camponotus floridanus (Florida carpenter ant), 2395 nucleotides long. Its product is annotated as protein tyrosine phosphatase domain-containing protein 1. The transcript is spliced from 10 exons. The record is from RefSeq and is a predicted model, not a curated record. Lineage: Eukaryota; Metazoa; Arthropoda; Insecta; Hymenoptera; Formicidae. Gene Ontology annotation, molecular function: protein tyrosine/serine/threonine phosphatase activity. Gene Ontology annotation, biological process: protein dephosphorylation; cilium assembly. The coding region runs from base 175 to 2088 and encodes 637 amino acids.
UCCUAUAGUGUGACAACUUUUUAUAUUGACCAGCUUCGUACAUUAAACCCGCGUCGCGUUUAAUCUAUAUGCACGGUUUAAUAGCUGAUGAAUGAGACUGAUUAAUAACAGCGAUUGUUAUUUUUGUGUAUAGAUAUGAGAUGGAUGAAAAGCGCAUAAAUAUUUUCGCAAAUAAUGGAUGUAAGUUCGUUAGUUCCGGCAGGUCUUCAAAGGCAAACAGAUGGAUGUGUGAUUCAAGCGGGAUAUAAUAAGUUUUCGGAAAAUUUGCGAAAAUUUACACCACAAGCUAUACAGUGUGCCAUUUUUUGCGGUGGAUCUAGAUGCAAGUAUGAAAAUCCAAAAGCUUGGCCACCUGUCCACAUGGCAAUACACAACAUCUUUUCGCAUUGGGUGACUGAUGAUGUCCUUGCGAUGGCACGACCUAAUACCACUCAAAUAGUAAAGAAAGAUAUAAUUGCCCAAUUUCAAGGUUGGAGUAUAAAAACUAUAAUAAACUUGCAAACACCUGGCGAACACGCGAGUUGUGGUGAUCCACUCGAAGAGAGUGGUUUUACAUAUGAUCCCAAUAUUUUUAUGAAAAAUAACAUUUACUAUUAUAAUUUCGCCCUGAAGGAUUAUGGUGAUGCUACAAUGGGGAAGCUCCUGGAUAUGGUCAAGGUUGUAGCCUUCGCCGUGCAAGAAGGAAGAGUGGCCAUUCACUGUCAUGCUGGUCUUGGCAGAACUGGCGUUCUGAUUGCAUGUUACCUUAUUUAUAGUCUUCGUGUGAGGGCAAACGAUGCUAUAAGAUUUGUCCGCAUGAAACGUCCGUCCGCUAUACAAACACGCGGACAGAUACUUUGCAUUCAGGAAUUCGAGCACUUCGUGCUUCCGCAAAUGAUAGUAUUUCCUUUACACAGUACAACUGGAGAUCGCAAGCCUUACAGUCUUCAAACAUAUUUGAAGAAGCAGUAUAAUAUGCUACACGGAUAUGAGCAGCGCAAUUUUAAGCAUAUUCCAAAAAUCGUUUUCAUUAUUUGUGAACGGAUACUGCAACUCUGCGAUUGCCAAGAAGACAAUUCACCUUCCGAAAUUGUGUAUACAAUUUCCAAUGUGCCUUUCACGCAGAAAUUUAUCUGCCAUGUGUUAGAGAAAUUCCGUGACGCUUCGGGCAACAUACGGCACUCCUAUUCGUGGGCGGAAUCCCUUACGGAUUCAUCCUACGAAUAUUCAAUAUCCUCUAAAGCGCGUGAUAGUAGUCCAGGAUCAUCCCGAGAUACUUCUGAUGAUAUAGGAAGAUUGAGCGACCUAUUUUGUAUGUCACCGGAUACUCCUUCCUGUGACUCUAUAUUUCCAGUACGAUCUUAUGCAACAGGUCUCGAUGACAGUUGCGUGGACGAUGUCCUAGGUGAUGGUAUUCACGAUCAAGAUCUACUUGAUAAUGAUUGUUAUAAGGAAAUUCAGUCGCAUAUGGAUUUAAGAAACGUUGCUCGUCAUGAUUAUGAAACGGUGACUGCCGAAGAAGCGAUCAAAGCACUUAUUGGAAGUAGCGCGUCUCUUUCGGAUCCAGUAAAAAAACGUUUGAAUGAUUAUCAGAGUGAUUUAAAUCAUCGAUGUACUGCCUGGCAACGAUUAGAAUUAGAAACUAAUUUGGAGGUGUUGUCGAUCCUGUUGUUUGAAUGGCUAGAGACUCUUAAACAUCCGCUUCUUGAUGUUGAUAAUCUCAGUUAUAUCGUCGCAUGGAGUUCAAAGCCGCAGCGGUGUCUUGCAAAGUUGCCCGUCUGCACAAGAUACUUAUUAGAAUAUCUUUUGCGAUUUGUUAGCCGUUUAAGACCUAUGACAACGGAGAGUCAGAGCUUAAUUACUAAAAGGCUUAUGGCGGCGCUGACACAACAAACAAUCUGGAUCAAGAAUUCUUUUCAACCUUCAAAUAAACCUUUUCAGAAAUUACGACGGGGCACUGCUGGAAAGAUCAGUGAAUUUUUCACUCGCUUGAUGAACUUGAUAGAGGAAGUUAACACUCAAGAAUUGGACAAACCUCCAUGGGCGUCUAAAUGGGAAUUAUUAUCCAAACAUUUGCGUGAUAUGGAUAAUCAAAAAAACAGUGAAUAAGUGUAAUGAAUUUAUAUUUAGCAUUCUGACGAAUUUCCUUCUAAUUGCCAACGAUCUAGAUAUGUCUUUUAUUUUUCUUUCCAUUGGAUAUGAGUUAAAAAAAUAAUUACAAUUAUUGCAACUUUUAUUUACAAUAUGUAUAUUCUUAUUUAAAUUGUAAAAAUACCUUAUUUAUAAUAACAGCGCUACAAAUAACUAACUAUGCAAGCAGGAUUUGAUACAUUGAGACUAAAGGGAUAUAAGAAUAUUGUAAUAAUAUAAAAUAUAGUACUCUAGAGUGUUAUUAUUGUCUCUAUAUUUGUGUUGA